AUGAUAUUCCAUUCCCAUGUUCUCAGCCAACACCCUUUCAAAUUCAAACUCCCCUCAUUAAAAAUACUCACCAAAAACACCCAUUUUUCUUCACUCUUUUCCCCUUCUCUUAAAAGUUUCAAUCACCCAAACCUUCUCCAACUGUGCACCCUUUGCAACACCCUUUCCCAAACCAAGCAAGCCCACGCCUUUGCCAUCCUCCAUGGCUUCCUUCCCCGCAGUGUAUCCAUUUGUGCCUCUCUCAUUCUCCAAUAUGCCUCCUUUGGGCACCCGACAUCUUCCCUUAUUCUCUUCCAACACAGCGUUGCGUAUUCCGGUAGUGCUUUCUUGUGGAACACCGUUAUCCGUGCCAACUCCAUUGCUGGUGUAUUUGAUGGAUUUAGCACCUAUAACACCAUGGUUCGUGCUGGUGUUAAGCCUGAUGAGUGCACCUACCCUUUUGUUCUGAAGGGGUGUUCUGAUUUUGUGGAGGUUUAUAAGGGUAGGGAGGUUCAUGGGGUUGUGUUUAAGCAUGGAUUUAAUGGGGAUAUCUUUGUUGGGAAUACCCUUCUGGCCUUUUAUGGGAAUUGUGGGCUUUUUGAUGAUGCAAUGAAGGUGUUUGCUGAAAUGACGGUAAGGGAUAAGGUGUCCUGGAAUACCGUUAUUGGCUUCUGUUCUCUUCAUGGGUUUUACAAGGAGGCGCUCAGGUUUUUUAGGGAGAUGGUUGUGGCCGUACCAGGGAUUCAUCCGGAUUUGGUGACCAUUGUGAGUGUUUUGCCUGUAUGUGCGGAAACUGGGGACGAGGUGAUGACAAGAAUUGUGCAUUCUUAUGCUUUGAAGGUUGGCUUGUUGGGCAAUCUUAAGGUUGGAAAUGCGUUCGUUGAUGUGUACGGAAAGUGUGGAUGUGCGAAGGCUUCCAUGAAAGUUUUUUAUGAAAUUGAUGAGAGGAAUGUGGUUUCCUGGAAUGCUGUUAUUACUAGUUUUUCUUUUAGAGGGAAAUAUAUGGAUGCUUUCAAUGUAUUUAGGCUGAUGAUUGGUGCGGGCGUGACACCGAACUCUGUCACCAUUUCUAGUAUGCUACCUAUAUUAGCAGAAUUAGGACUUUUCAAGUUGGGAAUGGAAGUGCAUGGGUUUAGUUUAAGAAUGGCUAUUGAGUCUGAUGUUUUUAUUGCUAACUCGUUAAUAGAUAUGUAUGCAAAAUCAGGAUUUUCAAGAAUAGCAUCCUCUAUAUUCAAUAAAAUGGUAGGAAGAAACAAUGUAUCUUGGAAUGCUAUGAUUGCAAAUUUCGCCCAGAACAAGCUUGAGUUUGAAGCUGUAGAAUUAGUGAGGCAAAUGCAAGUUAAGGGAGAAGUCCUCAACAAUGUCACCUUCACAAAUGUUCUUCCAGCUUGUGCAAGAUUAGGAUUCCUGAAUGUUGGAAAAGAAAUUCAUGCCAAGAUUGUUCGAGUUGGAUCUGCCUUGGAUUUGUUUGUCUCUAAUGCUCUGACAGACAUGUAUUCAAAAUGUGGAUGCUUAAACCUUGCACGAAAUGUCUUCAAUAUUUCUGUCAGGGAUGAAGUGUCCUACAAUAUACUAAUUAUAGGCUAUUCUCGAACAAAUGACUGCUCAGAGUCUCUAAGUUUGUUUUCAGAAAUGAGACUCUUGGGCAUGGCUCCUGAUAUUGUUUCUUUCAUGGGUGUCAUAUCAGCUUGUGCAAAUCUAGCUUCCAUAAGACAAGGCAAAGAGAUUCAUGGUCUGUUGGUGAGAAAGCUUUUUCACACUCAUCUUUUUGUGUCGAAUUCGCUCUUGGAUUUUUACACCAGGUGUGGACGAAUAGAUCUCGCUACAAAGGUCUUUGACAGUAUUCAAAACAAGGAUGUGGCCUCUUGGAAUACUAUGAUUUUGGGGCACGGUAUGAGGGGUGAGUUGGAUACUGCGAUGAACCUUUUUGAAGCAAUGAAGGAAGAUGGUGUGGACUAUGAUUCAGUUUCAUUUAUUGCUGUUUUAUCUGUGUGUAGCCAUGGAGGGCUGAUUGAGAAAGGGAGGAAAUACUUUAAGAUGAUGAGUGAUCUUAAUAUUGAACCAACACAUACACACUACGCAUGUCUGGUUGAUCUUCUAGGAAGGGCUGGUCUAAUGGAAGAAGCUGCAGACCUUAUCAGAGGCCUCUCCAUUGUACCAGAUACUAAUAUAUGGGGUGCACUUCUUGGGGCAUGCAGGAUACAUGGGAACAUAGAAUUGGGCCACUUGGCAGCUGAACAUUUGUUUAAAUUAAAGCCUCAGCAUUGUGGAUACUAUAUUCUCCUUUCAAAUAUGUAUGCAGAAGCUGAAAGAUGGGAGGAGGCAAACAAGGUUAGGGAGUUGAUGAGGUCAAGGGGAGCUAAGAAAAAUCCUGGUUGCAGUUGGGUUCAAAUUGGAGAUCAGGUGCAUGCAUUUCUUGUUGGUGAGAAAAUUGACAACUUGGAUGAUGACUUUUGGGUAUUAGAUUGUUGUUUACUUCGUUUUGUAAAAGCCUGA
Molecule: messenger RNA, 2475 nt
Organism: Sphenostylis stenocarpa
Lineage: Eukaryota; Viridiplantae; Streptophyta; Magnoliopsida; Fabales; Fabaceae
Source: the annotation of a GenBank genome assembly